Molecule: messenger RNA, 905 nt
Organism: Suillus fuscotomentosus
Lineage: Eukaryota; Fungi; Basidiomycota; Agaricomycetes; Boletales; Suillaceae
Exons: 4
Coding region: 159-764 (201 amino acids)
Source: RefSeq, a predicted model, not a curated record
GCCCCGUUCUUUCUGCCAACUGCCACGUGCACGAGGCUAUUAUGCCCUACACUAAUGCUACACAAACUGACCCCGCGUUCGGCCCGCCCUUCUAUCAUUGGAAUAUCAAACCAAGUGAUCUCUAAUACCUGGCAGCUUCCUCUCAAUCACCUUUCAUCAUGGAGCCUGUCACAAAGAUCAUGCACUUCAAGACCUCUUCGUCUUACCUCGAGGACCCUUCGCGAUUGAUUUCUGAGCUCACGACCACAUGUUCAGCAGGCAAAAUGGAUGGGUUUUCCAAGGCAUACCUUGGUUUCGAGGUUGAGGAUCCGACCAAUGCGUUCUGGGUUCUCGAGUGGGCUUCCUUGGCUGCGCACAGUGCAUAUCGUCAGACAGAAGCUUUCAAGGCUAUACAAGCAACUGCUCAACAAAUCGUUACGGGCCAACCGAAACAUAUGUUUGUCAACUUCUCCGACACUAAGAUAUUUUCUGCUCCAGUGACAGAAUUUGUUACUUUCACUCUCAAGGAGGGUGCCAGUAUGGACAAGCUUGAGCUCCUCGUUGCACAGCUUCAGACCGGGCUUGUAGGGACACCAAACUUCUAUGGCUCGAGCUGGGCUCCUGUCAUCGAUCAGCCUAACGUGAUUUACGGCGUGUUGGGAUGGGAGAGUGUGCAGGCACACUGGGAUGCUGUUAGCUCAGGUCCGCUCAAGGAUAUCAUUGAUCAAGUGAAGGAGGUUGCCGACCUUUGGCUUGUCCACGCCAUACUGGCGCCAUCCAAAUGAUGAUGCACAAACCCAACUUUGCAUGGGAAGGUAUUUUGAAGUUAUGAAAUAUGUACAAGCUUGGAUAUCCCCGAGGAACAUUUUGGCAGACGUUCAUCUGUUUUCAAUAUGCAGUGUUUAAAGUUAGCCGUGCCCAUAACC